UUCAACUGAAUAUGGGUUGAAAAGGAUUUGCAAAUCAUUGUAUUCCGUUUAUAUUUACAUCUAACACAAUUUCCCAACUCAUAUGGAAAUGGGGUUUGUAAAACAAACCCAGGUGUCAAACAGGGACUAAAAGAGUCCAAAGCUUACAGAACCCGGAUCAUGACUUUCUACAAUCUGUCACUAUUUACACUUCACACACCCUCUUUUUUAACCAGUAGAAUUGUCCUUUGUUGCCUUUCUUCCUCUCCACGAUGUUAUUGCUUGUAUGCACUUUGUGUGUGCGUUUUGACACACUCAACAUCAUGCGCCUCGGCUCUCUAGUCACCGCCGCACAGCGGCAUUCAGAUGAAAGAACGGUGAACGUACUUUUCAAAAGUGUUAUAGUACCAAUUUCAUUGAUUAGUACCACAAUACUUUAUUAGUAGCAGUAUACUGUACAACACUACUACACACACAUACAGUACAUAGAAGAAAGUGUGUUUUUGUUGUUUGUGUCUUGCAGACGUCCAGCAGCUGAUGGGUAAUCCAGAAGAAGUUUCCCCUCAGUCAGGGGGGAGCUCCACUUUGAAGCAGGAGACUCCACAACCACCCUGCAUUAAAAAGGAAGAGGAGGAACUCUGCAUCACUCAGGAGGGAGAGUGUCUUCUAGGACGAGAGGAAGCUGAUUACACCAAGUUUCCACUGACUAUUGUCUCUGUGAAGACUGAAGAUGAUGAAGAGAAACCACAAGUAGACAACCUCUUAGCUCCACUAUCAGAUAGUGAGGCUGAAGACGAGGUUGAAGUAACUUUGAGCAGCGAUACAGACUGUGAAGGUGAUAUGAGGACUCACACUGACAACAAACACUCUGAAUGCUCUACAAAGAAGAGAGGGGAAACAUGUUUGAGCUGCUCAGUUUGUGCUGAAAGUUUUACUACAAAGAGCCAAUUUACUGGACACAUGAGAACACACACAGGUAAAAAAACAUUUAAAUGUUCGGUUUGUGGCAAAAGCUUUUCUCUAAGUAGCAAUUUGAUUGUACACAUGAGAACACACACAGGAGAAAGAACAUUUAAGUGUUCAGUUUGUGGCAAUAACUUUUCUCAAAAUAGCCAUUUGACGCGACACAUGAGAACACACACAGGUGAAAAACCAUUUAAUUGUUCAGUUUGUGGCAAAAGCUUUUCUCAAAAAAGCCAUUUGACUGAACACAUGAGAACACACACGGGUGAAAAACCCUUCAAAUGUUCAGUUUGUGGCAACAGCUUUUGUCAAAAUAGCUAUUUGAUUCAACACAUGAGAACACACACAGGGGAAAAAACAUUUAAGUGUUCCGUUUGUGGCAGAAGCUUUUCUCGAAAUAGCAUUUUGACUGAACACAUGAGAACACACACAGGUGAAAAACCGUUUAUUUGUUCAGUUUGUGGCAAAAGCUUUCAUCAUAACAACUCUUUGUAUCGACACAUGAGAACACACACGGGUGAAAAACCAUUUAAUUGUUCAGUUUGUGGCAAAAGCUUUUCUCAAAAUAGCUCUUUGACCGAACACACGAGAACACACACGGGAGGAAAUACAUUUAAUUGUUCAGUUUGUGGCAAACGCUUUUCUCAAAAGAGCUAUUUGAUCCAACACAUGAGAACACACACCGGAAAAAAAACAUUCAAUUGUUCAGCUUGUGGCAGAAGCUUCGCUCGAAAUAGCAUUUUGACUGAACACAUGAGAACACACACAGGUGAAAAAACAUUUAACUGUUCAGUUUGUGGCAAAAGCUUUCAUCAUAACAACUCUUUUUUUACUAAAAAGAGCAAUUUGACUCGACACAUGAGAACACACACAGGAGAAAAACAAUUUAAUUGUUCAGUUUGUGGUGAAAGCUUUUCCCGAAAUAGCAAUUUGACUCGGCACAUGAGAACACACACAGGUGAAAAACCAUUUAAUUGUUCAGUGUGUGGCAAAAGCUUUUCUCAAAAUAACAAUUUGACUGAACACAUGAGAUCACACACUGGAGAAAAAACAUGUCAUUGUUCAGUUUGUGGCGAAAGCUUUUCUCGAAAUAGCAAUUUGAUUAAACACAUGAGAACACACACAGGUGAAAAACCAUUCAAAUGUUCAGUUUGUGGCAACAGCUUUUCUCAAACUAGCUCUUUGACUCAACACAUGAGAACACACACAGGAGAAAAGCCAUUUAAGUGUUCGGUUUGUUGCAAAAGCUUUUCCCAAAGCAACCAUUUGACUAAACACAUGAGAACACACACAGGAGAAAAGCCAUGUAAUUGUUCAAUUUGUGGCGAAAGCUUUUCUCUGAAUAGCAAUUUGACUCGACACAUGAGAACGCACACAGGUGAAAAACCAUUUGAUUGUUCAGUUUGUGGCACCAGCUUUUCUCAAAGUAGCAAUUUGACUCAACACAUGAGAACACACAAGGGCGAAAAAACAUGUUCAGUUUGUGGCAAAAGUUUUUCUAAAAGUAGCAAUUUGACUCGACACAUGAAAACGCACACAGGCGAAAAAACAUGUUCAGUUUGUGGCAAAAGUUUUUCCAAAAAUAGCAAUUUGACUAAACACAUGAGAACACACACAUUCAAAUGUCCAGUUCAGGGAUGGGAACUUUCCGCGGAUCCGCGGAAUUCCGCCGAUGUUGGGCCCGCCAGGGUCUAUUAUAUAAUAUAAUGCCAAUGUGUGAAGGCACCUGAUUGGCUAGCUCUACUAUCAGCAGACAACAUCAACCAAUGACAUUGCCCGUUAUAGUACAAAAAACAUUUAGUUGUUCAGUUUGUGGCAAAAACUUUUCUGUUAAGAGCUCUUUUACUGACCACAUGAGAACACACGCAGGUGAAACACCAUAUAAGUGUUCACUUUGUGGCAGAAGUUUUCUAAAAAUAGCCAAUUGACUUGACACAUGAGAACACACACAGGAGAUAAAACAGUAAGUUUUGCAGUGUGCUGUAAAAGGUUCACACAUAAUACAGACACAGUAAAUUACACAAGGGAAAAUAAGCAAUUAGCUGUUUAGUUUGUGGUAUGUUGCUCAUAUGUGGCGACAUCCACCCUACCCAGGACCUCCUCACUGCUUCUUUCACUAAUAUCUGAGGUAUUCAUACAUACUUGGAUUAUUUGGAGCAUAAUCUUAUCCACUCAUGACCCCAUGUCUUCUCUGUAUCUGAAACCUUCCUGAACAGUAAGAUAGAUGAUGCUUCAAGUGCUUGGUUACUCCUUCUUCAGUCCAGGGACCUCGUUUGUCAAGUUUGUGCACGCUCAAAAACCUGCACUACACCCUUUUUCACUGCAAAGUUGAGAUGUAUCAAAACUGACGUUGACGCAACUGUUUGCAAAACCAAGUGUCAACUUUUACUCCUCAGACUGAUUGAUGUGCAAAUCAGAGACAUAUGAACAAUUAACCCCCAACACCCACAACCCACCCCCACAUCCCCAUAAGAGGUUUAAUUAGGCCCGCGGGAUGAGUUUGCGAAGUGUAAAAUUCAUAUGCAUUUUUUUUAGUGAAAGACACUGCUGUUCUAAUUGUGUCCACUGGAUGUCGCAAUAGCAAUUCUGUUAGGCAAGCAAAUAGCAUAGCAAGUAUACCAAGCAAGAGGUACCCGGUAAAGCGGGGCUGUGACUCCUCCCCCUCCACCCAACGUAAAAGAGGAGUAAAAUAAUCAAUCAGUGGCAGAGGGGUUAGUGCGUCUGCCUCACAAUACGAAGUUCCUGCAGUCCUGGGUUCAAAUCCAGGCUCGGGAUCUUUCUGUGUGGAGUUUGCAUGUUCUCCCCGUGAAUGCGUGGGUUCCCUCCGGGUACUCCGGCUUCCUCCCACCUCCAAAGACAUGCACCUGGGGAUAGGUUGAUUGGCAACACUAAAUGGUCCCUAGUGUGUGAAUGUGAGUGUGAAUGUUGUCUGUCUAUCUGUGUUGGCCCUGCGAUGAGGGGGCGACUUGUCCAGGGUGUACCCCGCCUUCCGCCCGAUUGUAGCUGAGAUAGGCGCCAGCGCCCCCCGCUACCCCAAAAGGGAGUAAGCGGUAGAAAAUGGAUGGAUGGAUAACCCCACUUCAAAUGCAGCAUGAGACACUGCACACUGAUAUAGUUCUGUGAAAAUGAUUGUCUUCUGUGCAAAUGUAAAGAAAGUGAACAGUGUGUGAUUUACUGCAAUACUGUCAGUCUUUCAACUUUUUAUUUGUGCUUUGUUCAAAUUUUUCAUCUAAGUUCAUUGCGUUCUUUAAGGUGUUUUUGAAAACGCCCCAUUUUUUUUUUUUUUUCCUCAGAAGUUUAAACUAACUUGGAAGUGUUUUGUCAUGAUGAUUAUUUGUGAUCUGUACAUUUUCAGAACGUGCUUGUUUUAUUUUUGGCCAAAGUAAAAUAAAGAAAAUCAGCGGAA
Messenger RNA from Nerophis ophidion (straightnose pipefish), 4348 nucleotides. Its product is annotated as zinc finger protein OZF-like. NCBI's taxonomy places the organism in Eukaryota, Metazoa, Chordata, Actinopteri, Syngnathiformes, Syngnathidae. The record is from RefSeq and is a predicted model, not a curated record. Gene Ontology annotation, molecular function: RNA polymerase II cis-regulatory region sequence-specific DNA binding; DNA-binding transcription factor activity, RNA polymerase II-specific. Bases 517 to 2649 code for a protein of 710 amino acids. Gene Ontology annotation, biological process: regulation of transcription by RNA polymerase II. Gene Ontology annotation, cellular component: nucleus. The transcript has 2 exons.